AUGAGAUAUAACAUUCCCUGGCGUAUCAAAAGCGAAAUUACACUGAUAUUUAUCUGUUCUGUGAACUGGAAAACGAACCGCCGGCUGGUCGAUGCGGAUUACGAAAUGAAAUUCGUGGGAAAACGAACGAAGAGUUCCGGAGUUAAAGCAUCAUUUCGGUUCGAUGCAGGUCAAAACUUUGUAUGGUUCAUGACCGAUUGGAAUCAAUAUAAAAGAUACGUUAUCAAUAAGAAGCUGAAAGUCGAGUUUCGUGUCAAAAUCAAUAAAAACGAAGGAUUAGACCAUUCAAUAGCGUCUCAGGACAAUUCUGCAGUCUUGGUUGUCGGAAAGAAACAAUUCAAAGUUGAUAAAAAGCUCCUUGCCGAUAACUGCACUUAUUUCAACACUCUAUUCUUCAAAAGUUCCGAUGACUGGGGAAAAUCAGAAAUCGAAGUUGAGGAUUUUCUCGAGCUGUCUGCCAAGUUCGGAUCCAAUUCGAUGUUGACCAAAUGCGAUGAGUUUCUGAUGGAGAAAUCCGAAAAAUCGAUGAAACUCAAAUUCAAUCUUGCCAUCGAGCACAAAUUGAAUAAGCUCAAGAAAAAGUGCAUGUCUGAUAUCAAAACGAAGAAAGAUUUGGAAGGCCAUUUCUAUUAA
Molecule: messenger RNA, 633 nt
Organism: Caenorhabditis briggsae
Lineage: Eukaryota; Metazoa; Nematoda; Chromadorea; Rhabditida; Rhabditidae
Exons: 4
Coding region: 1-633 (210 amino acids)
Molecular function (GO): protein binding
Source: RefSeq, a predicted model, not a curated record